ACCGUGCCCCCAGCAAGCGGAUGUGCGGGGUAACAUGUCCAGCGUGUCCGAGGAGAGGAGGAGAAGGCAGCAGAAUAUCACGGAAGGACUGCAGUUCAUCCAGUCUCCACUGUCAUACCCAGGGACCCAGGAACAAUAUGCGGUGUAUUUGCGUGCUCUUGUGAGAAAUCUUUUUAAUGAAGGAAAUGAUGUUUAUCGGGAACGUGAUUGGACUAGCUCAAUAAGCCAAUAUACAGAAGCCUUGAAUAUAGCUGAUUAUGCAAAGUCUGAAGAAAUUUUAAUCCCUAAAGACAUCAUUGAAAAACUGCAUAUAAAUCGUAUUGCCUGCUAUUCUAAUAUGGGUUUCCACGAGAAGGUUUUGGAAGACUGCAACGCUGUCCUCAGCUUCAAUAGCGGCAACUGCAAGGCUCUGUAUCGCAAGUCCAAGGCCUUAAGUGACUUGGGAAGGUACCGAGAGGCUUAUGACGCGGUGGCCAAGUGCUCCUUAGCAGUGCCUCAGGAUGAACAUGUAAUCAAACUAACACAAGAGCUAGCUCAGAAAUUGGGAUUUAAAAUAAGGAAAGCAUACAUUAGAGCUGAGCUCUCAAUGAAAGCAGUCCCUGGGGAUGAAGUUACUAAGCCCAUGAGCUGUUCCGUGGAGGAUAUCGAGCCAGAUCUAUUGACCCCAAGGCAAGAAGUGCUUCCCGUGGUCUCCCUGCCCGCACCUGCUUUUUCUCACGGCGUUGGAAACGAGCUGGCCUCAGUCCCUAUGAUGCCUUUGACUUCUGUCUUGCCACUGCACGUGGAAGAGAGUGCUCUGCCACCCACGGUGCUGGCCAAUGGAGGAAAGACGCCCUUCUCCGCCUCCGAGGCUUUCCUCGACGACGGAGACAUGGUCCUGGGUGAUGAGCUGGAUGACCUGCUUGAUUCUACGCCCGAGAGCGAGGACGCCAUUAUGCCCUCAGCUCUAGUCCGAGGACCCCUCCAGACAGCCAGUGUCCAGUCCCGGCUGCCCUUCUCUACUCCCUUGCUGGGAACCUUGCCCCUGGGUGCAAGGUGCGCGCCCCUGCCCUCCUUUGCCGAGCUGUACCCACCUCUGACCUCCUCCCUGGAGGACUUUUGCUCAUCUUUCAGUUCAUUUGCAAUGACCGAGCCCAAACCAGAUGUGUCCACCUCAACUACUAGAGAGGGAUCAACGCUUAACAGGAGUAAUUCCUCCCUUUUACUUCUCUUUACAUCUUUUUCAGGCCCUAAGUUAAUGGAUUUCACCUAUCAUGCUACUAUAGAUCAUAAAUGUAAGAAAGAUAUUUUAAUUGGUAGGAUAAAGAAUGUUGAAGAUAAAUCAUGGAAAAAAAUACGUCCAAGACCAACAAAAACAAAUUAUGAAGGACCAUAUUAUAUAUGUAAAGAUGUGGCUGCUGAGGAAGAAUGUCGCUAUUCCGGCCACUGCACAUUUGCUUAUUGCCAGGAAGAGAUAGACAUCUGGACCCUGGAGAGAAAGGGAGCUUUCAGCCGAGAGGCUUUCUUUGGUGGCAAUGGGAAGAUCAAUCUUUCUGUGGGCAAACUUCUCCAAGAGCACCUUGGAGAAUUUAUAUUCCUUUGUGAGAAAUGUUUUGAUCAUAAACCUAGAAUGAUAAGUAAAAGAAAUAAAGAUAAUUCUUCUGCCUGUUCUCACCCUGAUACAAAGCAUGAAUUUGAAGACAAUAAGUGCCUCGUCCACAUUUUGCGAGAGACAACAGUAAAAUAUUCUAAAAUCCGUUCUUUUCAUGGUCAGUGUCAGCUUGACCUGUGUCGCCAUGAGGUUCGCUAUGGUUGCCAGCGGGAAGAUGAGUGCUUCUAUGCCCACAGUUUAGUGGAGCUGAAAGUCUGGACUAUGCAGAGUGAAACAGGUAUUUCACAUGAUGCCAUUGCUCAAGAAUCGAAACAGUAUUGGCAAAAUUUGGAAGCAGUCGGGCCUGGAGCUCAGGUAUUUGGCAAUCAAAUAAUGCCUGGAUCUCUUAAUAUGAAGAUAAAAUUUGUAUGUGCUCAGUGUCUGAGAAAUGGCCAAAUCAUUGAACCAGACAAGAACAGGAAAUACUGUAGUGCAAAAGCCAUGCACUCGUGGACCAAAGAUCGCCGGGCGAUGAGAGUGAUGUCUUUUGAACGUAAGAAGUGGAUGAACAUCCGUCCUCUCCCCACAAAGAAACAAAUGCCUUUACAGUUUGAUCUGUGCAACCACAUUGCUUCUGGGAAAAAGUGUCAGUAUGUUGGGAACUGUUCUUUUGCACAUAGUCUUGAGGAGCGGGAAGUGUGGACCUACAUGAAGGAGAAUGGGAUACAAGAUAUGGAGCAAUUUUAUGAACUGUGGCUCAAGAGUCAAAAAAAUGACAAGAGUGAUGAUGUAGCCAGCCAGUCAAACAAGGAAAAUGGGAAACAAAUCCAUAUGCCAACAGACUAUGCUGAAGUUACUGUGGACUUCCACUGCUGGAUGUGCGGGAAGAACUGUAACAGCGAGAAGCAGUGGCAGGGCCACAUCUCGUCCGAGAAGCACAAGGAGAAGGUCUUCCACACAGAAGACGACCAGUAUUGCUGGCAGCACCGCUUCCCCACAGGCUAUUUUAGUAUUUGUGAGAGGUAUAUGACUGGCACUUGUCCAGAUGGGAGUGGCUGUAAAUUUGCACAUGGAAAUGCUGAACUUCAAGAAUGGGAAGAAAGAAGAAAUGCCCUAAAGAUGAAGCUCAACAAAGCAAGAAAAGAUCACUUAAUUGCCCCAAAUGAUAAUGACUUUGGAAAAUAUAGUUUUUUGUUUAAAGAUUUAAACUAAUAAUGCUGGCUUUUCUGUAACCUAAUCAGAGCACUGACCAGAAAAAAAAUUACAAGUGUUGUAAGGUGCGAGGCAGAGGAGCCGCAGCCUUCCUGCUUUGUGGCGAACCUCGUUCCUCCUCCUCCCGAGCAGCAACCACAGUAGGUAGGAAAACGGGAUGUUUCACAGGUCUGGCCAAGCUCUCACAGAACCGUUGGCAUCAAAUGGUGAAGUGACCGCGCCCUGGUGGCCAUCUGUUGAACGGACUUUUGGAUGAAGUGUGUUGGGAUGAGGAAAAGGUUAUGUCUAGGAUGAUUCUUUGAGUUGGUCCUUCAGAUAAGAACCAUGGCAAGAGAACAGACACUUGUGCUGGGGUCAGAAUACACAAUGGAUGUGAUUCUUUACAUGUUUUAGCAGAAUGAAUUGUUUAAUAAAAGUUUGCUACUUAUCUGUAUGUAGGUUGCUAAAAAGGAUUUUCUUAACUCAGAUUUUAAGCCAAAUAACCAUUUAACAGUAGUAUAUGUUAAAUGGGGGUAUUUUUCUGUAUUUGUAUGUUUCACUACAAUAAGGGAACCAGAAUAAUGUGCAUUGAGAAUAUUUUGAAAAAUAAUCAAUUGACUUAAAUUUUAUUUCUUGGUCUUUUGCUGUUUAAAUGAUGAUUUUGAACGAUUACACUUGUACUGUUGGUAUUGUGUAGUGUAUGGACCAAUAUUGCCUGUAAUAAAAUAUUUUAUAUAUAUGAGA
This is a messenger RNA of Dipodomys ordii (Ord's kangaroo rat), 3505 nucleotides long. It is a transcript of the gene Zc3h7a, whose product is annotated as zinc finger CCCH-type containing 7A. The coding region runs from base 35 to 2782 and encodes 915 amino acids. The record is from RefSeq and is a predicted model, not a curated record. Gene Ontology annotation, molecular function: metal ion binding; protein binding; miRNA binding. NCBI's taxonomy places the organism in Eukaryota, Metazoa, Chordata, Mammalia, Rodentia, Heteromyidae. Gene Ontology annotation, biological process: miRNA processing. The transcript is spliced from 21 exons.